CAGAAACUCUACCGGGAUGUGAAGCUACUUCACCACUCCAAACCCACCACACCACCAUUAUUCAUAUCUCAUUCUCUAACCUUUCACUCUGCCUUACUCACUCUCUACUUUGCUCAUCAUCGUAGAUGAACCAACACUUCUAGUCUCUCUUACUUUAUAACCAUGUAAAAAUGAGUCACCUAAUGAAAAAUUAGUAGCUUCUUGUUGUGCUUUUUAUUUUGUUUGUGUUGAGAUAAAUUUGUUUGUUUGUUUGGUAUUGUUUUGUGUUUUAUGAAUUAUUUGAUGGGUGAAGAAGGAGAAGUGGUGAGAAAGCAAGGACAAAGGGGUGUUGGUGGAGAUAAGUGGUACUUGUAUAGCUGCUUACAAGACUGUAAAUAUUGGUGCUGUUUAAUACACGAGACUAGUUCUCUUUCGAUGGUCCCUUUUGAGUGAAAAACCUUGUCUUCUCAGCUUUCUUUCGAGAGAUCUUAAAGACAUUGACUAACAACAAUAAAGUGGAUCAAUCAAAAGACUUACUUCUUCUUCUAACAACAAUAAGAUCACAUCUUUCCCACUCAUGAAGAGACUUAGCAGCUCAGAUUCUUCCAGUGCCCUCAUGACAAUUUGUCCAUCAACAGAGGAACAUAGUCCGAGGAACAGCCAACACAUGUAUGGUAGGGAGUUCCAAUCGAUGUUGGACGGACUCGACGAGGAAGGGUGUGUUGAAGAACCGGGGUAUCAAUCUGAGAAGAAGCGUCGUCUAAGUGUGGAUCAAGUGAAGGCUUUGGAGAAGAACUUUGAGGUUGAAAACAAGCUUGAACCUGAGAGGAAGGUGAAGCUUGCCCAAGAACUUGGGUUGCAACCUAGACAGGUAGCCGUAUGGUUCCAAAACCGUCGAGCCAGAUGGAAAACCAAACAAUUGGAGAGAGAUUAUGGUGUACUCAAAGCCAAUUAUGAUGCUCUUAAGCUUAACUUUGACACCCUCGAUCAGGACAACGAAGCCUUACGAAAGCAGGUUAAGGAAUUGAAAUCGAGGCUGCUGCAAGAAGAGAACACAGGAGGAAGCGGUGUUUCGGUGAAGGAAGAGAUAAUAACGAGGCCUGCAGACUCAGAAGACAAAACGAUGGAACAAAGUAAGAGUGACCCAUCUUCUGAAACCUCAAAUAUUAAUCCUAGUUCGGAGUCGGAGGAGGAUCACUUGAACUACGAGUGUUUCAACAACAACGACGACUGCGUCGGAGGAACCGCCGCAUCGCUCUUGCAAGUGGACUUCAAAGACGGUUCUUCCGACAGCGACGGAUCAAGCGCGAUUUUGAACGAAGACAACAUGUACUCUCCCUUGAAAUUCAACAAUUGCUCCAUAUCAACCUCGCCGUCAUCGUCUUCGAUGAUGAACUGUUUUCAGUUCCAGAAACCGUAUCAUCACCACGCGCAGUACGUGAAGAUGGAGGAGCACAAUUUCCUCAGCGCGGAUGAGGCCUGCAAUUUCUUCUCGGAUGAACAAGCACCGACCCUUCAAUGGUACUGUCCAGAACAGUGGAGCUGAGAAAAGAAACAUGGAAAUUAAACCGCUUUUAGAAAUUUUUGUUUGAAGGUAGAAAAUGAAAUACUGUGCAAAAGAAAAAGAGAGAACAGAGAUCAAUGGCUGCAUGGCGUGGGGUCGGAGAUGGAAGGUUGAUUAUUACUACUCUCGACCGUGCGGCAGGGGGUAAUAUUAAUAAUUAUUCAAUCGUAAAGCAAACCAUGCUGUAAAAACAAAUUUCCAUUCAAGUAUGGAAUAACGGUGUAGUACUUUUUUAAUAAAUAAAAAAAACAACAACAACGGUGUACUACUUUUAGGAAAGAGAAAACAAAAAAAAAAAUAAUUAAAUCGGUUAAACAAUAUCCUUUUGCCUCA
Molecule: messenger RNA, 1876 nt
Organism: Glycine soja
Lineage: Eukaryota; Viridiplantae; Streptophyta; Magnoliopsida; Fabales; Fabaceae
Product: homeobox-leucine zipper protein ATHB-6-like
Exons: 3
Coding region: 557-1525 (322 amino acids)
Biological process (GO): positive regulation of DNA-templated transcription
Cellular component (GO): nucleus
Molecular function (GO): DNA-binding transcription factor activity, RNA polymerase II-specific; sequence-specific DNA binding
Source: RefSeq, a predicted model, not a curated record